AUGCUGCUAAAAGGGAAACCUUCUACACGUUCCAGAGGUCGGAGUAUUACUCCUGAUAUUCAGCCUGUUGAAAGUCCUGACACCUCCAUUUACAAGCCUCAGUUUGUAUCUCCCACUGCUCAAGCUAAAUGGUCCACCAUGGUCAGGAGACAUCUGAUUGUCCAAAGAUCUGUUGAUGAAAACCAGAUGAAUUCAGUUUGCGACAUUCUACCACUGCUGAGUGAAGUCGGCUUGCUGAAGACAGUCUCCGCUAUCUGCCCAUAUUCUAAGCUGGUCACGUAUGAAUUCGAUUGUAAUCUCAAUGAUGAGAUAGACAAUUUGUCUGGGGUGCGUCCAUUGCAGAUUUUCUUUCGAGGGAAAUGGUAUGUUUUUGGCCCUGACAUGAUUAAUAAGUAUUAUGGUCUGCAAGGAGUUCAAGAGGAAGCAAUUACUAACUGGGAUUUAGUGGCCAAAACGAUCACUGGUGGACAAGCUGAUAGAUGGCCUACUGGUGAUAAGGAUGCUCUACCUAGCUCUCAACUCACCUCCAAGUAUGUUAUUAUCCACCGUCUUGCGCUGCACAACUGGCUCCCUUUGGCCAGUCUCUUGUUCAGAAUUGGCACAAAGAUGUCCAUUGAUCUGGGGUCGUGGAUUUACUAUCACAUUCUCACAAUGAUUCACCCAAGAGAACAAAAGGGCCUUGAGCCUACGGCUAGUGAGGUGAUCAAUCCGACACUUCUCUAUACGGUUGACCGACGUCUCUUGACUGGAGAUCAUAUCUGUGAUGUUACACCGGUGAUUGCCCCCUCCAAUUCUGAAGCUGAUAUAAUGGCGGAUGAUUUUCCGCAUGCAAGGAAUCUCCAACUUUCUAUCCAGUUGAAGGCCAGAGUCUCUGAGCUCGAGACGGUUCAUGGCAUAAUUGCAAAACAGCUGACAGGGGCUCGCACAGAAUUGGCCACUAUUCUUCUUCGUUUAAGCCUGUCUGAGGCUGUUGCUGCUGAACCUGCAAAGUCUGACAGUGAGACUCUCUCCAAUGCUUGA
Messenger RNA from Ipomoea nil (Japanese morning glory), 1020 nucleotides. RefSeq lists its product as uncharacterized. The transcript has 4 exons. Lineage: Eukaryota; Viridiplantae; Streptophyta; Magnoliopsida; Solanales; Convolvulaceae. The record is from RefSeq and is a predicted model, not a curated record. Bases 1 to 1020 code for a protein of 339 amino acids.